Molecule: messenger RNA, 2944 nt
Organism: Salvelinus sp. IW2-2015
Lineage: Eukaryota; Metazoa; Chordata; Actinopteri; Salmoniformes; Salmonidae
Product: gastrula zinc finger protein XlCGF57.1
Biological process (GO): regulation of gene expression
Cellular component (GO): nucleus
Source: RefSeq, a predicted model, not a curated record
CUCUGAGCUUCCUCGCGCGUGCACACUUUUUGUUCUGGUACCUCCUAAACACUGGCUGGAUGUGACAACGGGCAGCCUCUCCCCGCUUGGCUCGAUGGCAUAUGUAGGGAUUUUGCCAACACAGCCAUAUAUGUACACAGUCAUGUAUCCUUAACCUUUUUUCAACUGACUAUCUUAUUUGUUCAUUAAAUCGGCCUUUAUUCAUAUAAUGCGUAAUCCAAGAAUGUCACGACUUAAUUGACACGAGAAAACUCGAGAAAAUAGCAACUCCACAAAUCGCAAUGACUACAAUGAAUGGCUAAAUUACUUCCGGACACUAAGGUUCCGCGGAGCUCCUCCUCACAAUUCUUUAUAUUAGCGACACCCAUUCAGUAGAUAUUUGAGAAUUUUUUUGUUAUCAUCUGUUCAUGUACCAGAUUGGAAUGCAACGUUUGUUUGCUCAAGUGGUGUCCACUGUCCGUCCAGUGCAUCAGGGGGAGUUUUAAUUGCUGGUGCAACCUAUAUAGUGGUCUGAUGCAUUGCCGAAACGUCCAGACUGGAACCAAACAAUGGACAGAGUAAGCUGCCCUGCACGGGUGUCACACCAGUCCUUGAGGGCAGCUGCAGUGUCUGUGGGUUUUCCUUUCUCCAUUGCACUUAACUGAUCAGCCAAUGUUAUUGAUUUGAGGCCAAUGUACACCAGUGAUGUACUAUAUUAGUUAAUGUGCAACAUCCUGAACUUUACAGAUAGAAAUGGAAAUCUAGAUCUAGAUGACAGACAAAAUGUAUACUGCAUAAAACAUUUGUAUCUGAGCAUACGGUAAUGUUGCAGCUGAACGGGGCCCUGUUCUAAAUUAGACACUGACUAAAAGGGAAAAGGGUUAUACCUGAAUCGUGUUCAUUAGCGCGUACUGUAGAAAAACGGGUCACUGUCUUCCAUUGCGUKCCUACUGAACAUGAUCCAGCAGACACUGCGGCAGCCCUCCAGGUAUUGAGCCCAGCUGUACAGGCAUAAGCCCUGCAGGGUUUUAGUAUGGCUUCAGAGAAGAUGGAUGAUUGCAGUGGGACACUGGGGCUGAAUGUUUACGUCAAAGAGGAGGAGGAAGAGGUGCAGGUGGAGGAUUUCGCAAUGAAGGACAAGGAGGCAUUCACAGUGAAGGAGGAAGAGGAGGAGGAAGCUUUCACAGUGAAGGAAGAGGUGUUGACUUUCACAUUUAAAAAAGAAGAGGAAGAGGUUUCAACAGUGAAAGAAGAAGAGGGCGAGGUUAUCACAGUGAAAAUUGAGGAGGGUGGAGGAGAGAGGCCUAGCCCCAGCACAGAGACUAAAUGGGGCUCAAAGAGUGGAAAAAGUUCGAUACAGGAACUGGACUGGCGAGCUCCUGUGGAGAAACCUCACUGCUGUUCCCAGUGUGGCAAAACAUUCUCAGAGUCCGGAAACCUGAAGCAGCACAUGCGGACGCACAGCGGAGAGAGACCUUACCACUGCUCCAAAUGCGGGAAACGCUUCAUACAAUUGGGACACUUCAACAGCCACCAGCGCACGCACACGCAGGAGAAACCGUUCAGUUGCGGUGAGUGCGGGAAGAGUUUCUCUCAGAGAAUCAAUUUGAAGAAACACCAGCUCACACACUCCGGUGAGAGGCCUUUCCUGUGCUCUGACUGCGGGAAGAGUUUCUCUUCAUCUACCAACCUAAAAAGACACCAGAGCACGCACAGCAAUGAAAAGCCUUUCCAGUGCACCAACUGUGAGAAAAGUUUCACUCAUAUACACCACUUGACACGUCAUCAGACUGUACACACGGGGGAAAAACCUUACACUUGCUCUGACUGUGGGAGGAGUUUCUCCCUCCAGGGGACUUUAAAGAAACACCAGCGCACACACACCGGAGAGAAACCGUACCAGUGCUUGCUCUGCGGGAAGAAUUUCUCUCUUUCGGUGGCACUGAAGAGACACCAGCUCAUGCACACGGGAGAGAAACCGUACCAAUGCUCUCAGUGCGGGAAGAGUUUCACCCAAAAGGGACAGUUAACUCAACACCAGGGCACACAUGAACUAGAAAAGCCUUACCCCUGCUCCCAGUGUGGGAAAAGUUACUCCUCAGCCCCCUCGUUAAAAGCACAUCAGCGGACUCACAAAGAGUCAACGUCACUCGUAAUGACAGCACAUUUCAGAAAGUAAAUUAGUGAACUGGUUGUGUCUGAUUGGGAUUGAUAGCCUACAUUUGAAACUAUAGAUUGUGCCUUAAAUGCUUUGUCACGUUCAUGUUCAAACAAAACUCUUAGUCCCAAUUUCAUUUUCUCCCUGAAAUGUUCACUUGCACACUCCUUACAGAUUUAAAAGGAAUGGACUGGUUUGCAUUCAGUACCACAGAACGGUGAGUAACCUUGAAUUCAAUGGAAACGGCACUUAAAAACUUUGGGCCAAUUGCAACCAUCGAUGGCCACCAGAUUAUUGCCAGCUGAUCUUUAGUUAAACCAGUAAUUGGCACUAAAAUCACCUACACAGCUGAUCUCAAUUGCAACCAUUAUUGGACACCAAUUACCUCUCCCUAAAGUGGAUGUUGGGCUUUACUCUUAGUUCUGCUUUUAAGACUAUGUUGCCCUCUUGGGUAUUAUCAGAACAAUUUAAUCCUGUUUUUUUUAGCAGAUUCAAGGUGAUUUUAAUCAAUUUGAUAAUCAUUCCGUACAUCUCAAAUAAAGUAUUUAAUUUCCUUAUUUUCCACAGCAAAUAUUCUAUUGCAGUGUAGCCUACCCUAAAUUUAUUUCCAAUUUAUGUAAUCCAUUAAUGAUUUAACUUGUCUAAAUAAAAUAUGGCAUUUUUUUUCCAUCAAGAGAGGUGAAGAACAUUUUCCUGAACUGUAGGAUACACAUUUGAAACUGUAUUGUAGGCAAUCUGUUUAUAAAAUUAUCUUGUAUUGUAUUUGGAAGUCGUUAUCUUAAUUUAAUUAAAGUGCUUCAUUUUAUA